AUGAUUCCCCUCGAACGACACAAGGAGCUCAAAAGCGAAGCGUCGAAGGUCUUAUACGUUUGCGAUGUCAUGAAUCUACUCGGCAUGACUCCGAAGCAAUUCUUCCUUGCAUUCGUCGAGCAAACCGAUACGCAGUUAAGGAGUCGGCGUCGGCUUUGGGCAGAUGAUGCCUGGGACUCAACGAAAACCCUGCUGGAGGCAAUCGGAACGAUGAUCUGCUCUCACAAAGCUGGGGAAACCAACUGGAAUGGUUUCAUCCUUAGUCAGGCAAAGACAAUUCUGAAAGUCGAUAAAAUGCGUGAAAACCCUCGAGGGAUGUAUUUCAACUCAAAAGAAAUAACAGCUGAUUUUUUCAGCAAAGAUAACCUAGCGAAACGAGAUCAUCGAAUAACAGUCGAGGAGCAUCCAUUCCUAUACAACCUUCUCAAAUCAAAAAUACUGCACAAAUCAUCAUUCAGAGAUGAUGCAGAUGAUCCUACUAGCGAUGAAGAUGACAGCGACUCUCUUCAGGAUUCCGAUGAGGAGCUUGUUGAAAAGGACAAGGACUCUAAGAUUGCUGCAAAAAUCCAUCGAGCACAUGUUAUAUCAAAAACAAUUUGUUCCAUGGUGGAUUUUGCAUCAAACCGACAAAAAAAUUCCAUGCAACUUGAAAAUGCGGCUGUUUUUCUAGCUUGUGGGGUCUCUGAUUGUGUCAACAAAUAUCUCAACUUUAUCGGCUUAAGCUCCUGCUGUUUAACAGCACAUUUGGCAUUGCAUACACUUGGAAAGAAGGCCGAAAAAACAAUCAUAAAUCGCAUGAAACUUGGUCCAGCUGCCUCUCCGAAUUUAUGCCCUUUGAUUUGCAUCGACAACCUUGACUUCCAACAGGCUGUUCAUGUUAAAUCGGUCGACAACCAAAGUACGAUGUUCCACGGUACCUGGGGGUACCUUCAUCUGCCUCAUCCCGAUCUUCUAGACAGUGUGGAUCCGAAAGACCUCUCUCUAGAAGCUUACAGGAAUGCAAUUGCAAAUUCAGGCGACAAACUUAUAUCGCCAGCAAUAUUCAUUCUCAACAAGACUGAAAGCGGGCAUUACCAAUCGGUGUUGAAGAGCCAGGUUGCUUCUGUUAUGAUAACCUACAUCGCCAAAACUAGUGAUAAAACACCAACAAUCCCACUGAGGCCGCCACCAAUAGAGGUUCUAGCCGCUCGCAAGCCAGACAUCACCAUGCUCAAGUUAAUGGUUGCCUCCGACAACAGCUCAGAAGGAGUCGGAGAGGUGUUGGAAGGCCUUGCACGACAAAGCGGACUGAAACCUUCUAACUUGCGUGCCCAGCGGAAGCCAAAUGAUUGA
Molecule: messenger RNA, 1332 nt
Organism: Puccinia graminis f. sp. tritici CRL 75-36-700-3
Lineage: Eukaryota; Fungi; Basidiomycota; Pucciniomycetes; Pucciniales; Pucciniaceae
Exons: 4
Coding region: 1-1332 (443 amino acids)
Source: RefSeq, a predicted model, not a curated record